AUGAAACUUUAUUUGCGCAAAAAACUUGACGAGGAAAUUAAAUUGAUACGAGAAGAUUUCAAAAAAGAAUUAAACAAACUGAACGCAAAAUAUGAAAAUCAAACAAAUAUUUUUCGAGAUCGAUGGCAUCUAAUUGCUCAACAAAUUAAAACACAAAAUGAAAUGAUUAAUAACAUAUCGGCUACAACUCUAUCAUGUAUUAUGCCAAUGGGAAUAGAUCUACUUAGAACUACAUCGGAAGCUUUCCAAUCACUUCGCAACAAGGAACAAAACGAAGAGACGAAAAACAAACUUAAUGAUUCUGCUGAAUAA
Molecule: messenger RNA, 312 nt
Organism: Rotaria socialis
Lineage: Eukaryota; Metazoa; Rotifera; Eurotatoria; Philodinida; Philodinidae
Source: the annotation of a GenBank genome assembly